Molecule: messenger RNA, 882 nt
Organism: Cololabis saira (Pacific saury)
Lineage: Eukaryota; Metazoa; Chordata; Actinopteri; Beloniformes; Belonidae
Product: double homeobox protein 4-like protein 4
Exons: 3
Coding region: 1-882 (293 amino acids)
Molecular function (GO): DNA binding
Source: RefSeq, a predicted model, not a curated record
AUGUCGGGCCGCGUCACGCUCCCUGCCGGGGCUGCAGAUGAUGCCCGACCCGGGGCCUCCAGCUCCAGCUCCUCCCGCAGCGCCAGCCGCAGGAAGAGGACCAGCUUCUCCAAGGAGCACGUGGAGCUGCUGCGGACGACCUUCGAGACCGACCCGUACCCGGGCAUCAGCCUCCGGGAGAGCCUGUCCCAAACCACCGGGCUGCCGGAGUCACGCAUCCAGGUGUGGUUCCAGAACCGAAGAGCUCGCACCCUGAAGUGUAAAGGAGCCAAGAAAGCCCUGUGGCAAUCGGAGAGCCCGGGCCACGCGGCGUUCCCCCCGGCCCACCGGGGGCCCCAGGGGCCCCCGCCCGCCUACCCGGCCCAGGUGAAGCAGGAGCUGGAGGAGGGCAGCUACUACGACCCCCGCCCCCCCGCGUACCCCGCCCCGGAGGAGCGCGCUCAGUACGGCCCCGUGUACGGGCCGCUGGACGGCGGGGCCAGCCCGCCGCUGAGGCCCUACUGGGCUCAGCCGGGCCCCGCCACGCCCCCCUGGUGCCAGUCCCCCCUGGAGAUGAGGUGCUACGGCUCCAGCCGGGACGCCCUGGCGUACCCGGGGUACCCGGGGUACCCGGGGCACGUGGCCUCCUCCACCUCCUCCUCCACCCCCGACACGCCCGACUCGGGCUACUGGGACCUGAGCCUGGAGAACAGCCCGGCCCUGGAGGGCCCGUACGCCCGGCCGGAGGAGUCCUGGAGUUCUCCGGAGCAGCCGGAGCAGCCGGAGCAGCCGGAGCAGCCGGAGCUCGCCCCGCUGCCCGUGCUGUCCCUGCAGGAGAUCCUGUCGGAGCUGGACGAGGUCUGGAUGGACGGCUGCUCCGCCCGGGACCAAGCAGCCUCAUAA